This is a messenger RNA of Truncatella angustata, 2772 nucleotides long. Its product is annotated as WD40-repeat-containing domain protein. Gene Ontology annotation, molecular function: protein binding; RNA polymerase II general transcription initiation factor activity. The transcript has 4 exons. NCBI's taxonomy places the organism in Eukaryota, Fungi, Ascomycota, Sordariomycetes, Amphisphaeriales, Sporocadaceae. Gene Ontology annotation, cellular component: transcription factor TFIID complex. The coding region runs from base 295 to 2553 and encodes 752 amino acids. The record is from RefSeq and is a predicted model, not a curated record. Gene Ontology annotation, biological process: transcription initiation at RNA polymerase II promoter.
CACCCAGUAACGCAUCACGCUUCAUCAGAGAGAACAGCACCCAGCGAUCAUUUCAUCAACCAAAGAUCACUCUCUCACUCGGCGCCUCUAGUUGUAUCCAUACGACCUCUUUGUUGUACCAGAGGGGCCUCGGUUGCCCAGCCUAGCGUGACCUAUGCAGCUUAACGCGACGCGCAUUUGAGUGAGCUAGGCAGGAGAAGGAGAGGUGGACAAGCACAGCACUGGACGCCAACUCACUCAGUCACCAAAUCGAAGCAUUCACUCGCUCGAUCAUCUCCAGGUCUGCAAAGAAACAUGUCAAACCCCGGUGCACCCAAUGCAGGCGCUGGCCAGACGGGCAGUACAUUCACUCCUGCUCCACCACCAACGCCAGGGGCUGCACCUGCGACUACAGCAACCACGACGGUUGCACCACCAAACAACCAGAACUUGAAUCAAAUCGUCACGGACUACCUCAUAAAACGAGGCUACACUCGUACUGAGGAAGCUUUCCGCAAAGAGAUCCAGGGCGGCAACACCAAAGCAGAAGAAGAGGAAAGCAAACGGUUAAAGCCUGACAAAUAUGUGGCUGCUUUUGAGCACCUCCUGAAAUGGGUGGAUAACUCUCUCGAUCUCUACAAGUUCGAGCUGAGCAAGGUCUUGUGGCCAGUCUUCGUCUAUUCAUUUCUUGAUUUGGUCAAGUUUGAGUACAAGCUGCGCGCCGAAUCUUUCAUGCUGCAGUAUAAAGAGCGAUUUGAGACGGUUCGCGCAGAUGAAGUCAACCAACUGAAGCUUGUUAAAACCCCUAAACAGCUUGAGGAAAACGCAGUCGCUCGCCUGUAUCUGAAGAACAAGUAUCGCAUUCCGCUGAACAAGUUCGCAUCCGGCAAUCUCUUCAACUUCCUGGAGCGUGCAGCCGAAGAAUGUGGUAGCAUUGUCAGCUAUAUCCUCGCUUCGUUCUGUGAGGUCGAGUCUAUCGAGCGGGGUCCUAUUGAGCCAUUUAGCUUCGAAGCCAUCUACCGCCGCGCACGCAAUCUAGAUAUUGACGACGUUGACGCCCAAGAAGGUAUCCCUGGCAUCCCGGCAACAGGUGCCGUAACCCUCAACAAGGAGAUCCUCGACAACGGAAAUAAUGCAGCUCUCAAGCUCGGCCCUCUCCCUCUAGAGCCUGAGCUACGCGGAGACAUUCUAGCCGAGUUGGAGGACGAAGACAAGAUCAAUCCACCUCGAGACGGUGCACGAUCGCUUGUUGACGAAUUCAAUCUUAUUCAUUCCAUCAAAAAAGAAGCAGGAGACUCGCCACAACGCACCGACAUUCCCUACCCACCAUCUAGAGCCAGAGAUAUCGUCAUGGAGAUGCAAAAGGUUCGCGAGAACAGGGAUCGCUUCAAGAUCGAGGGCCGAACGGGCGGCGUGGGACCAGCAGUGUCUGUCUGCAUGUAUACAUUCCACAACAGUCUUGGAAGCUAUUCAUGUAUGGACUUCUCCAAAGACCAGAAGCUCGUUGCCGUUGGCACUACAGAGUCUUACAUCCGCGUAUGGACGCUCGACGGAUCGCCCCUCAAGUCACAAUUACCAAACGAGCAAGACCUCAAGAUCAACAAUCGCAAGCUGAUCGGCCACUCUGGACCUGUCUACACAGUUGCAUUUUCCGAUGCCGUCAGGAACAUCGACCGCAACAUCUACGAUGAUGGCCCCAAGGUCGAUACAGAUGCCAAGCUUCUCAUCUCAUGCUCGUACGAUGGACAAGUUCGGUUAUGGUCCUUGGAGACAUGGACCUGCCUUUGCGUCUACAAGGGUCAUUCCGGUCCAAUCAUGAAGCUGGCAUGGGGACCUUUUGGUCACUACUUCGCAACAGGUGGUUGGGAUAAGACUGUUCGCGUCUGGUCGCAAGACCGUGCAUCGUAUGUCCGUCUCAUGGUUGGCCACGACACUCCGAUAUCUGCUCUCUGCUGGCACCCCAACGGCGCUUACGUGUUCUCUGCCUCUGAUGAGGCUGACAAGACCAUUCGAAUGUGGUCGGUCUCAACAGGUAACUGUGUUCGUAUCUUCACAGGUCAUACCGACUACAUCUCAGCGAUGGAGGCUUCACCGAACGGCAAGAUCUUGGCAUCGGCCGACUCUGGCGGUAACAUCUUUAUCUGGGACAUUGCCAAAGGAGAGCGUAUCAAACGCAUGCGAGGACACGGCCGCAAUGGCAUCUGGUCGGUCGACUUCAACGUGGAGAGUAACACACUGGUAUCUGGAGGCGCAGACCUGACUGUCCGUGUCUGGGACGUGGAGAUGCCAGCUGAGGGCGCACGCACUGCAGCUCAAGCUGAUGGCGGUGAUGGCGCAAUUGUGGUGGGCGGUAGCGGAGCAGCAACCGACGGCAAGACGGCAGCAAGCACCGCACAGGGGACAGCAAGCGGCGCUGGCAGCACUGGCAUGGGCAAGAAGAAGGGUAAAGAGGUUAUGAUUACCCCCGACCAAAUCAGCUGCUUCCCGACCAAGCGAACACCGGUUCAUAAGGUCAUGUUCACACGGAUGAACCUAGUGAUUGCCGGAGGUUGCUACGAGCCAGAGCAGCGGUGACUGUCAAAUACGAAGAAUGACAGGCGAAAUAUGAUAAGCACAUGGGGCAGAUAGUUGCUUCCAUCAUGGAGUGUAUCAAAUGGAGCGGCUUGGAAGGCCGCAACGGAGUUUGUAAUGGAUUUGGCAAUAAGGCUAGUGGCAUAGGAGUCGAGCGGCGUACUGCUAAAACAAUGUAUACCCAAGUCUGAUAAUUUCGCAAUUGAGAGGAAAUAUUCCGGA